CUGCCCCUGCCUGUCUGCCCGCCUGCCUGCCUGCCUGCCAGCCCGAGUUUCAGAGUUUCACUCUGGCGGAAAAGUUUGCAUCAUGAUCAGUGAAGUGAUCUGCUGAUCUGAGAGAAAGGAGAGAUUUGAGCCAUGAUGAGCGGGACGGUGGUCGACAGCGGCAGUCCCACUGCUGCAGUCCCGGAUGAACUCUCAGGACAAAUACUGGACGAGGACGAGGAUUUUGAGGUUUUCUGUAAGGAUUCAACCUUCACGGACGGAGGCUCUUUGAAUGCCUCCAUGCAAACCUCCCCUGGCUCAAUGGUCAAUCAGUACAAGUUUGAGGAGGAGGAAGAGCAGCCUGACACUAAAGACAUUUUCGUCACAGUCGAUAACCCUGAAAGCCAUGUGACUGCCAUUGAGACUUUUAUUACAUACAGGGUUUUGACCAAGACCACCCGUAGUGAGUUUGACUCCAGUGAGUAUGAAGUCCGCAGGCGCUACCAAGACUUCUUUUGGUUAAAAAGCAAGCUGGAGGAGGCUCAUCCCACGCUUAUUGUUCAUCCACUGCCAGAGAAGUUUGUGAUGAAGGGAAUGGUGGAGAGAUUCAAUAACGACUUCAUUGAGACCAGAAAGAGAGCGCUGCACAAGUUUCUCAACAGAAUAGCUGAGCAUCCUAUUCUCUCCUGCAGUGAGGAUUUCAAGAUAUUUCUCACAGCACAAGCCUGGGAGCUGGCCUCUCACAAGAAACAAGGACCUGGUUUGUUGAGCAGAAUGGGAGAUACGGUACGAGCAGUUGCUGCAUCAGUCAGAGGUGUCAGAAACCGGCCAGAGGAGUUCAAUGCCAUUCAGGACUAUGUGGAGUCAUUCAGUCAGAAAAUGACCUCACUGGACAAAAUCACCCAAAGGAUCAUCAGAGAAAAAAAAGAGUAUCUUGAGGAGCUGAGGGAGUGUGGACCCACCUACACUCUGUGGUCGGGCUCAGAGGAGGAGCUGGUGGAGCCUCUGAAGCAGAUGGCAGGUUGCUUGGACAGGUGCUGCAGAGAGACUGAAGAGCAGGUCCAGCAGCUCGGCAACAACCUGCUUCCAAUCCUGCAUGAGUAUGUGCUCUGCACAGAGACACUCAAGGCAGUUCUUCGGAGACGAGACAACAUCCAAGCGGAGUUUGAGGCUAAAAAUGAGGCUCUUGCCACUAAGAGGACAGACACGGAAGCAGAUCCUAAGGUGCUGAGUUUAGCAUGGGAAAGUCUGGUGGGCAAAGACCCAGAGGAGGCCAAACAGCAGAAACAUCAGAAGCUUAAAGGAGAGAUUAAAGAGAUGAAGGAGGAGAUUGAUAAGCUGGAGGACAAGCUGGAGUUUGCCAACAACACACUAAAAGGGGACUGGGGCCGCUGGAAGAAGAGCAUGCGGGCCGAUCUGAGAGCAGCCUUCAUUAACACAGCGGAGAAGAACGUGGAACACUAUGAAAAGUGCCUGGCAGUGUGGGAGUCAUUCCUGCUGUCUCAGAGGACCGAGGCCAAUGAAGGAGACGACGGAGACAGAGACGAUUCUUAAUCUCCCAUGAUGCAUUUAGCCAAACCGUGAUGACCAAAGACAAGUUUUUUUUUUUUACGAGUCCAAACUGUGCAGCAAUAUUACCACCACUGCUGGAGAUAUCUCAGUAUGAACUCAACUGUACCUUAUCUUCAGCUGACCAUGGGUGUGGAGAUUAGUAAUGGACUCAUUAUGGUUCUCCCAUCCUCUAAUACCAUGAGUUUACCUGAAGAAUGCCUGAUAUUUUUUUUCUUGCAACAAUUUGUUGACAAUAUGAAAACAAAAAUACAAAUAUUUUAUAUCAAUACUUUUUUUUUGGUUUAUUAUAAGCAUCAGAUGCACUAUUGGGUUUUUAGAUUUGAAAAUAAAAAGAUUUUUCAACUGAAUAUAAA
This is a messenger RNA of Astyanax mexicanus (Mexican tetra), 1904 nucleotides long. It is a transcript of the gene snx7, whose product is annotated as sorting nexin 7. Lineage: Eukaryota; Metazoa; Chordata; Actinopteri; Characiformes; Acestrorhamphidae. The transcript is spliced from 10 exons. Gene Ontology annotation, molecular function: phosphatidylinositol binding. Bases 133 to 1533 code for a protein of 466 amino acids. The record is from RefSeq and is a predicted model, not a curated record.